This is a messenger RNA of Pieris rapae (cabbage white), 8062 nucleotides long. Its product is annotated as formin-like protein 5. Lineage: Eukaryota; Metazoa; Arthropoda; Insecta; Lepidoptera; Pieridae. Bases 251 to 4123 code for a protein of 1290 amino acids. The record is from RefSeq and is a predicted model, not a curated record. The transcript is spliced from 10 exons.
UUUUCGCCGCAUAGGGGCGCUUCAAAAGCAAAGUCAUUGAAAAUUUGAUUCGCUUAUUUUGUGGAAAUGUUGAUUCUAUUUCCCCAAAAAUGAAAAAAUCUCAUUUUAAAAUUAUUGGGACUGUGGGCGUACUUCAAUAAAAACAUACAACAAUGAUUAUUUUUUAAAUCGUAGGCGUUUUGGCUAAGAAAAGUGAAUUCAGUGUUGAAAAGUCAUAAGACUUGUGUCAUCUGUCUCCUCUUCCUUCAAGAUGGCUCCUUCACCGGAGUAUGAUAAGGAACCGAAGGCCCCUGAUAAAGCUGUCGCUAACAUUUCCAGUGACGAUUCUAAAAUUCAGUACAACCACACUAAAGAACAUUCAAGUGCUUCUGAACUGUCUCCUACAGCGCCUUCCAAUAGUGAUGUAGAGAAUAAACUCGUGGAGAGCCUAGACGACGGACAGUUGCGAGCACUUCUGGAUGAAGCGAUCACCUACAAAUGUCCCAAAGACAGAGAGGGAAAAAGCAGUCUCUUUAAGGAGUUGCUGGAGGAAGUGGAACAAGACGAGGAAGCGUGUGAGGCGGCGGCUCGGGCGGGGCGUGCCGGCCGGCGCGACCAUCACUCGAGUCUGCAAGACCUGGUGGCUGCCAUGGCAGCGGAACCCGCGCCUAGGCGAAGGCACCAUCACUCGCACAACGUGUCGGCAAGGACCCACCAUGGAGGGAGUUUGCCAUCCGGUGUAGAUAGAUCCUUCCUCUUUAGCGAGGAGCCGACGCGUGGUGCCUACGUGGCCACAGUGCGAUGUGUCAACCCUCCACCGCUCGCCGAACGCCGCGUCUCCGCCAGCGAUGCCAACGCACCCGGUGAUAUCGAACUUGUUACCAGGCGGAGUAAGCCAAUGUUCCCGAUGACGUACACGGCGCGCGCCACCUUGGAGAUCGGCAGUGGCAGCGUGGGUACGGGCCGCGCGGUCACCACCACCACUGCCUCCAACCAGGUGCGUACCACCACUCCCCGCAGUAACCGCGACCUUCCUACAGCUGGCCCACCCCAAAGGUUUCUCGACACUCCGGUACUCUACGACCCUUAUGCCGGCCAAAAUAAACUCAUGAAGGCUCUCUGCGUCCGCGAGGAAUCCCCCUGCGACAGUGGUGGUAACGUACGGAAAGAGGCACCCGGUGGAAAGGAACCGCGCGGCUCCGACGCUAAAGAGGCGGAUACCGUCGACAUGGAUUGGAAUCGCAGAGUGGAUAUGUGGUACGAAAGCUUGAAUCGCUACACUGGAACGCCACCACUCGAUUACCUCGCCUCUGGGAUGGAUGGACAUUUAUCAAGGGAUUGUAGCGUUAAAUUAAAGGCUGUUGAUAGUGAUAAUAAAGAUAUAAUUAAUGUUAACGAAAAUAAUAGUUCUAAUGUUGAUCAAAGUUUUAAGAACACGCCAAGGAAUAUACUUGAUGGUCAAGACAGGGUUUUGCAUUUAAGUGAUUGCGAUGAAAGUGAUAUUAGCCUAAGAAAACUUCAAAAGGUGGGUAGUGGUUUAGUAACACCAAAUUUAUCAAAGUUAAUAAAUCCAAGAAAUAUUAGAAAUAUGACAAUACAAAAAGCCGAUUCUUUUGAAGAUCUGAAUGCAGAUUAUGAUGCUAAGGAUAAUAUAGUUUUAAAAAGUUCUACAAAAACGGAAAGGAGAUCUAAAGUUAAAGAUAAAAACAAUAAAACUGAUGAAUCACACAUUAUUCAAGGCACAAAAGGUUUAGAACCAUUCAAAAAAAUUCAUACUUUACCAAGUAACAUUCCUCCAUGUACUCUUUCACAAAAGAAAAAAGCUACUUCCGAAAAGGGAGAUCAAGUGAAAGAAAUGAAAAAUAAAGUUUUAGACGAAAGUAGUUCUUGUACUUUUAAUGUUAAUGAAUUAAAAGAAAUAGAACUUGUGAAGAUAAAUGAAACGGAAACUAAUUUGGAGAGUGGCAAAAUUAAACGUAAUGUCUGCGAAGAUGUGGCAAAUAAAUAUGAAAACGAAAGUAACAACAAUGUGGCGUCUUACGAAAAUAUUGCUGAGCCAAUUUCUAAAGAAAAUAUACUUAGCGCAUCUCACGAACACCAGGAUUUCGAAAACAAAAUUGGUUCUAAAAUAUCAGGAAACUGUCCUGGUGAAUCGAGCUCUGAUGAAGUUAUCACUUCAAUACCCGAAAAACAAUUGGUUGACAGCACAGAAAACAAAUCAGGACACGAUAUAAUAAAUCAAUUAAGGAAAAAGUAUGGAAUAUCAGAAACAAAAACUGUGCCCGAUUCAGCAAAUAAACAUGACAAAAUGAACUGGAAGACUGAUGACAGCAAACCAUUUGAUUUCGCCGAUUCCUGUAUCUUUCUAAGCAUCCGUGAGAGCUUACUGAAAUCUAGAUACUUUAUGAAUCAUCCAGCUAAUAAAAUAACCGAAGGCGACACUUAUGCCAAAGAGACCUCUGUGGAAAAAAAAUCCAAAAAGAAAAAUAAACAGAAGGCUAAAGAAAACCCGGGGCCCGAUAAGAACAAUGCCUCUAAAAAGAACGCUUUAAAAUAUCUUCUAUAUAGUGAUUGCACAGCUAAUAAGGCCAAAGAAAAAUCUGCAAUCGCUGAUAAGAUCGAUUCCGCUAUUCCAUUCAGUUGCAUCACAACUCCAGAGGUUGUGGCGAGUUGCAACACGACAUCUACUACUCAGUCGACGGUCGUCGUGGAUCCAAAGCCGCUGCAGUUGGAGUCGUGCUACAACGCCGUUGCCAGCCUCCCCGGCAGCACCCCGGCCCCCGCCGCCGCCGCGCCCCCCGCCCCCGCGCCCCACACCCUCCAGUUGUCUCGCAACGUGCUUCCGACGAGCUCCCUCGGCGGCCUGCUCCUCGCCUCCGAAUCCUGCCCCUCCGCAGACGAGAGCAAGAAAUCUCUGGACGAAAACGGCAACGCGUUCCACGGAUUCAGUUCGCCCGCCUCGGGAUCCAGCCAACAGAAGAAGCCGAGGCGGAAAAAGUCAUCUAAGAACGAGACCGUGAUCAAAUCGCACCAUAUAGACGGCUACCAGGGCAACAAAGACCUCAACGAGGUGUUGCGAUUCAUCGAGUCGAACGCGGACGGGGCGAGGGGCUCCAAAGCGCGCGCCAAGCACAAGGACGACUCCGACGACAAAGGCAAGAAAAGAUGCGCCGAACGACGCAAGGACAAAGAGAGCAAAGUGAAGCGGGCCUCCUCGCUGGAGGAGCGCUCGCGCACCAAGCUCGAGGACCUCACAGACAAGCCCUCCGCGCACCGCCGCCCCGCCGCGCCCCCCGCCAAGCCCGAACGCCGCUCGUGGGGCGACGACGCCCGUGCCGCGCUGCUGCUGCCCGAUGACGCCGAGCUGACCGACUUCCAGACCGUCACCAAGCGCCGCAAGCCGCGACGCCGUCCGGACGACGCCGAGCCGGCCCGCCCUCCGCCCUCGCCGGAGCCCCGGGCCUCGCCAUCCGAGCGCAGCAACGACUCGAACGACGACUUCGACUCGGCGCACUCGCCGCCGCCCGCCCCCGCCCCGGCUCCGCCUCCGCCGCCGCCGCCGCCCGCCCAGCCGCCGCCGCACCCGCCCGCCUCGUACGCGGACAUCGCCCGCACCCGCAACAACAUUCCCGAUCUCAUCGAGUCGUGCAACUUCUACGCCGAGGGCGACGAGCCGAAGGAGCGGCCGGCGCCCGACCGGAAGGCCGCCGCCUCCGCCGGCGAGACCAUGGAGGGCUAUCCGGCGCUGGCGACGCGGCGGCCCCGCGACAAGGCCGGCGGGGGCGCGACUAGGCCCCAGCGCAAGGAGCGGGACGGAGCGCGAGCGGCGGAGCCGGCGCCGGAUGUGGUGGCGGAUCGCCGGCCGCCCGUCAUCCUGUUGGCGGCGGCGGCCAGGGGCCGCGACAUGGACGGCAUCACGUUCGGCUUUGACGUCAACGAGCAGCUGCUGAGCGGCGGAAGGCGCGCACGCUGCGACCUGCUGGAGGGGGUUCCGGUGCGGGCGGGCUGCGCGGCCUUGCGCUAUGUGCCUCCGACCCUGAUGCCGCACGCCACGCACACGUACCAGAUCGUGGAUUACGUCGGCACGGCCUGGGAGGACAUAAUCCGUUGCAGUAACGGCAAAGUGCGGUAUUUCAGCGAAUAAAUGCUCCCCGUACAGACGGUGCGUCAGCCCUCGAAUAUCGCGUGUGAGUGCUCCGUAUACGUGACUUGCGUCGCUCUGCGUACGUUUGCUUGUAAAUAUGUGCAUAAGUGAGCUAUUUAAUGUCAUGAACCGCAUUUGGUGUCAUUUCUUGGUGUAGUGUUGUCGAGGUGUAUUUUCGUGUUAUGCUGUUGUGUCACGACCCUCAGUGGCGUCCAGUUUGGUACCCGCGUGGCGACUCUCUUCAAAAGACCCAAUUCAAUUGAUCGCUGAAGGUCUGAAUGACGUCACUAGUUAACCUAGUCAUUCUUGUUAACGUAUGAACUCCGGCGUGUCGUGAUACAAUGAGUUAGCUUAAGAUGUGAUUAAAUUUCGUUUUACCGAAUAGCAUCGAUUUGUUAUAUAAUCACAAUUAUGCGAUUAAUUCUCUCUAUUGUAACUAGAUACUGAUAUCCUAAUUUGUUAUGUAUUUUUUAAGUUAUACACAGAAAUUGGUUUAUUGUUUGAGCUCGAAUGUACUGAAUGGUGCCAGUAUGAUUCAGCCAAAGGUCGGUUAUAACUGUGGUUGUUGAUAUUAUUAUCAUCGUAAUAGAUUCAUAAUUAACAGGAAUUAUUUCAUCGGCUAUUUACAUGUAACCAUUAAUGUGCUACAAAACUCAUUACUAACAUUGAGAGAUCAUUGUCGUACAGGCACCGUCUGUAUAUUUUAAAUUUUAAGAAUACAUUUAUUUUUUAAUAGAGAAAUAUAGUCUAUACUUCGUUGAUAUAAAUUAUACAGAUUACAACAUAAUUAUAUAUCUAUAUUUUGUAAAGAAUGGGGGAUAUGGCAACUUAAACUGUAUCCUAAUGUUCUUAGUUUUUCUGCUGAAUGUUUUUAGGUAUUAAAAAUGGCCUGCAACCUCGGAACGUAUACCUCCGAAGUGCGUACCCGUACGUACGUUUAACGUAUACUUACAUGAACUUUCUAUCAUUUUGGUAUUAUUUAUUCUUACCUCCUAGAAACUUAAACGUCUAGUGUAAUAUUUUAACUCAAGUAUAAUUGCGUCUCAUUACAUCGCCGCUUAAACACAAAUAGUGAUGUAAAAGUGCGAACUUGGGACGUACUAAAAUGGUUCCUUUGGUCGUUUUAAAUUUCCUUGCAAACUAAGCAGAAAUAUUGGCCAAUUUAAGGUAUUAUCUAUCUAACGUUAGUCAUAAAAUGUCUCACGAAGCAAGAUUACAUUUUAUCAGCAAUUUCUUAAUUUGCGUAGAUUAAACCUUACAAAUAUAAUCAACAUAAUAUUGCGAAUAUCCUCCAUUUUUUAAGCAUGUAUAGUAGGAUUCACGAUUUUCGAUAUCCUAUAAGUCUAUCAACCUAGAGUUUUUAAUCGUUCCCAUAGCUUUUUUAACAUACGGAACAUAACAUAGAAAGGAUACCAGAGGUUGAUAGCAUACCUAAAAAAUCGUGUCGAUUCCUAUAACUCAUAUACUAUAUCUAUAUCAUUAGAAUUUUGCCCUCAUUUCUAAAAAUAAAUAUAAACCAAGAUUAUAAAAAAAAUUCGUUAUCAAAGCUAGUCGAAUGUUCUCCUAAAUUCGAAAUUCUUUUCAAUAUCGCUAUAGUCUUAGUGUAUGUUAGUAUAAAUCGUGUUAAUAUGUCAUAACAUAAAUUAUUAAAAUAAGUAUAUAAAUGUGAAAUUAUGUAAAUAAAGGUCAGUCAUUAAGAGAACAUUACUCAAUUGGUGUUUUGCGUGUGUAUCUAAAGUAUUCACUUUUCUACAGGACCUCUGUCACCAAAACUUUGCUUUUCGAAACUGCAUUUAUAACAUGUAGGUCUGGUUGCUAUAUUUUUAGUCUAGGUGUAUCGUAGCCCGAUUCAUAUGUAAUCAGAAAAUAGUUACCAGAUUAGCGGCACAUUUAGUUAAUGAAAAAUACACCGCUGACAUGGACUUAAGCCAAAUUCCGAGAUGAGUGAUGAGUGCGAACUAUGACUCCCGUUUGUCAAAAUAGAAAAUAUUUUUGACGUAUAGUAGGCGGACCAAGCGGUACUAUUAAAGUCCCCUCGAGUAUUGAUUACGUUCAGUUAUUUUAUUAAUUAAAUUAGCUUAAUCUUUUAAGACUUGGAAACCUGACUGAAAUCCUAUUUAUUGAGAGACAAAAUUGACUCGUACAAGCUUGACGUCGACUUCGUGUCAACGAAAACGCUCUUGUUUUCUAUUUUUAUGAAGCAAUUUAAUUAGAAAUGAACUGCUAACGUCGGUAAUUCACACUGCUGGCAGUCGUGGCAAUGAAAAUCAGAUAAUAUUGUGACAAAUUGAUUUCACUGAUGUAAUAGAAAGCGAAAUCAUUUGUUUUUACUGUUAGUUGAAACACAGUUAGAUUUUCAGUCGAGGCUCAGCGCCAAGUACGACUCCCGUGUGUCAGAAACGUAUUGAUUGAUUUUGACAUACGGGACUCAUACUUAGUUGUAAGUUUUAUUUAGACUUUAAAUCUAACGCUUUAACUCCCUUAAACUUAUCGUUUUAUAAACCGAAACGUGUUUGCCCGGAAUGUCUGAGAUUUUAAAUCAAUAUAAGAUUUUUGAUGCGUCGUGGUAAAUUGUGUUAUUGCCUCCUGUAUUGUGUGAAAAUGUAAAAUAAGUUACCGAUAUUAUUGAUGUACUUUUAAACGUUGGAUUCGUGAUCUUGCUGUAGAACAUUGUGUACAUAUUUCCAUCGUUAAAUUAUUAAAGCACUUAUUUAAAAAUGCUCUUUCGUAUUAAAACGACAAUGCCCAGCAAUUGUACGACUCGUUUUCUUUAAGGGUAAAAUUCAGAGUAAAGACUGUGACUUCCGUCUUAAAAUGUAAUUGGUUAUUGACGUACUGGAGUCAUUCUUAGUGCUAAGUAUCGACUUUGAAUAUUACCCUUCUGUCAAAUGUUGUAGGCUUUGCAGCCAAGUAAAAGAAAACGGGUCAUUUAGUCGGUCAACUUAAGACUUAACCUUAAAAACUUUGACUUCUUACAGCUGUCGCUUCGUAAAGUGUAGUUUCAUUUCAUACUUUGCUGUAUUUUGCGUUGAGGUUUUUAUCAAUUACCUUGACAAAUGCUCAUAUCAAAGGUGUAGAAAUAUUAUUUAUUAUUUCUUUCCCUUGUAAAAUAUGUAAAUAGAUUUGCAAAACUAAUUUUUAUCAACGUUAUUAUUUACUUUAGAAAACUGGGCGAAUUUAGUGAGAGAGCUAUAUUUUUAACGUUUCGGCCAUACUUAAUUCUUUUGGCGUUUAUGAAAAAAAAAUCAUGAAAUCUGAUGUUACAAUUUGUACUUAAAAUUAAAAACAGUAGUUUAUGAUUUACAACCAAUUUCCUGAUAGCUCUUCGCUAUUUUACGUCUUUACAUAAUUUAAAGCCUUAAUUUAAUUGCAUACUUUUCGAAAGGUUUUCGAUUGGUAAAUUAUAAAGCGCGCUCAGAUAAUGUUAUUCGGUUUGUAAAAAAGAUGUCGCUUUCCAAAAAUCGGCGCUAUCGGCGAAGUGUAUAUUACGAGAUAUUAACUAUUUCUAUUAUCUAAAUGUUUGUAGCCUUACCGGACCAGUUAUGUCGAUAUGAAUGUAGACAAAUAAGUGGAAAUCUAUAUUUCGUUUACCUAGAUCACCGAAUAGUUUAUAUAUUCAAAUCGACAUUAUUGAAUAAGGCGACAGAUGCUUUUUUAUAUUUUAAUUGUAGAGAAAAGUAAACCGCUUUAUGUAUCGAACUUGCGAUCCUAUAUUUUUACUCUGUCUCUUAGUUAAAUAAAAUACCGCCAAUGAUUGUCGUAGUAAAUUACCAUAGUUUAUAACUAUCCUCUAGAUUUAUUUAUCGGACAGAGUAAAAGUAUAGACGUUUUGAACUGUAAAUUAUUUGUUUAUAAGCAACACUGUAACCAACUACAAUUUACAGUUAUGUACUUUUUCACUGUUUCCGUUUUCUUAAUAAAAAUGUUGAAAUGAUUAAA